Dicrocoelium dendriticum is the source of this 1109-nucleotide messenger RNA. NCBI's taxonomy places the organism in Eukaryota, Metazoa, Platyhelminthes, Trematoda, Plagiorchiida, Dicrocoeliidae. The record is from the annotation of a GenBank genome assembly.
AUGCUGUUCCGUCGAAGCUUCAUGAAAUGGUCCACUUCUCCCAAUAUAUCCCACAGCGCCACUGUUGUCAGGAAGUAUGAUCGUGACGGUUACCUUUGCACGCUACUGCUGCCCUCCUGUCGCCAAAACUUUGCAUACGCUCUGAGAGCUGUCAACAUAGAAUUAGCACAGAUACGUGAUAAAUCAAAGAGUAUGGAGCAUGCUCAGUUUCGUUUUCAAUACUGGAGGGAUGUUAUCCGGACUUUGUCCGACUCCAGCCAAGUAAAUGGCUCACCUAUCGAACAAGCCCGGUUUCGACAUUUUAACGAAUGUGGCUUUGAUUCACUCAGAAGUGUUCAAAAUUACGCGGAGGAAACAAAUGCAUCCAUUCACUACCUCCUCGCGGAGUCUUACAAUCUCACUUCCCUAGAGGUGGACCACGCAUUGAGUCAUCUUGGUCAUGCUCAGGGUUUGGUUAACCUUCUUCGCGGCUCGGUUUUCUUGGCCCGUAACCGAUGUGUUGUAUUACUCCCGUUGGAUGUGCUGGACAAGCACCGCGUCACACAGGAGGCUAUCCUUCGCGCCCUACGUUCAGACCACACCGACGCGGACGAAUUCACUUCAAACAUGUGUGAUAUCUACUACGAUCUGGCAUGUGCCGCUCGGGAACAAGCGAUAAAUGCCUCUCGUUUGGCGUCAGAUCAGCUACAGAAAGCUCGUGACAUCACCGGAGUGAACAAUUCCUCGAAUCUCCGCUUGCUUCAAUCGUUACUCCCCCGCUUGAUGCUUCCGUUGGUGUCCGUUUUUCACUUUCUCGACCAGUUGGAAAAUAUCGCUCAUUUUGACCCGCGGCGUGUCCCUACAGCUUCAGACGGACUUCUGCCGCUUCGCCUCACUUGGACAGCAUUUCGUAAUAAGAUCCCUUCACCAAAGCUGCGCACUCCUUGAUGUCAUCUGCACCUUCCUUUUUGUACUCUUGAUUGCAUAAGAAAAUAGGCGACCCAUUGUACAUUAAUGUUUCCCAAUGCUCCAUUGCGCCCCCUUGUGUAACGAUACUACAUUAUGUAUACUUAUAUAUAUAUAUAUACAUAUAUAUAAUAGUAGAUUGCAGUAAAACAAAUGAAAUUUAG